AUGAACCUAGAUUGUAAUCCUGCAGAUUCCAAUCAAUGUAUCCUGUCGAAACAGUGCCUGCAGCUCUAUCAGCAUCAGUGGCAAAUUGAGGUGGUUGCUGAUAGGGUUGGAUGUGGCAAAAAUCAAACUAGGAAAUCAUUUAAUGCUUCCAAAUCAGACUUCUUUACUAAUAAAAGAAAUUGCUUGGCCUGCAGGUUGGAACUGAAUGCCAAUAAGUACGUGUUGGGUGAGUUCCUCGAAUUUAAGGGCAAGCAAGAAGAUCUUCAGGCUUUGAGUCAGAUUAGAAGAUCUAAAGUUGAGCGUAUUACAGUCCAAAAGACAAGCAUGUUUGGACUAGCUCCUUCUAGGCUCCAAGUGUUGUAUGCAUUGCGCGACUAUAGAACUGAAGGGGCAUCAGAAGCAGAGUGGAAAGAAGUGACUGUAAGAUCAAGCACUGAGAUCAUCUUCCAGCUUGAAAAUUCUUCGAAAGUCCGAAAGUUUAAGCUCUCAUCAGUGAUCUCUCUGACUCUUAGCGCAUGACUUCGCCCCGGUCGGAGAAAGGUUGUGCUUUUUGCUGAUGGCAUCCGCCAAUCUCUCUCUUUCUCUUUUUGCUGAAUGGAUGGGAUGGAUACAUGUAUAUUAUACUUUAAACUUUGCAUGGAAUGGAUUUAAUAACUUAAUUAUGGUCACAUGCAUGAUACAAUGCCUUAGAAAAUAUCUGAGCGUUCAAACGUUUGUUUCUUAUACAUAAUACGUGUUACUGUGUAUAUUAAUGAAAUCAACAGUUUCAUUUGCUAACUAA
Molecule: messenger RNA, 781 nt
Organism: Arachis ipaensis
Lineage: Eukaryota; Viridiplantae; Streptophyta; Magnoliopsida; Fabales; Fabaceae
Source: RefSeq, a predicted model, not a curated record